Molecule: messenger RNA, 279 nt
Organism: Aureobasidium musti
Lineage: Eukaryota; Fungi; Ascomycota; Dothideomycetes; Dothideales; Saccotheciaceae
Source: the annotation of a GenBank genome assembly
AUGAUACUCAUCAUUGAUCUCCUUUGGCUCCUCUUCGCCCUCGCCAACGACUGCUUAUUCUUUAUGCUGAGCGGUCAGGUCAUGUUUGCCUCGCUGGUCUUGUUGUUGUUCUUCUGGGGCGCCUUUGACCGUCGCGGCGAAAUCCCUUGGAACGCCAUAUUCGAGACUGGCUUCAUGGUGCGCGAUGGCUUCUUGUACUUGUAUAUCUUCAUGACGCUGGAAGCCUUAUUGCUGCGUCUUACUUCUGCUCCUGGUAUGCCGUCCACUGAGAGCCUUUAA